UGGACCUGGACCACUCCGCCGCCGUUCUCCCGCCGCCGGCGCCGAUGGAGCGCCUCCGGAUCGCCGUCUCCCACCGCCCGCCUCCGCUCCUUCCCGCCCCGAACCACCUCCGCCGCCGCCAGCUCUCCCUCCCCGCUCCCCUGCCCCUCCAGCUCGCCUCCAGCUCCCUCUCCUCCCGGCAUCACCUCGCCCCCGCCCCCCGCCGCCACACCCCGCCUCUCCUCGCCUCCCAAACACCCAGCCCCAACCCCGACCCGGACCCCAGCGCGCCCCCGGCCGGCGCGAAGCUCGUCCCGCUCCUCCUCUCCCUGGGGGCCGGCCUCGCGGUGCGCUUCCUGGCGCCGCGGCCCGCGGAGGUGAGCCUGCAGGCGUGGCAGCUGCUCUCCAUCUUCCUCUCCACCAUCGCGGGGCUCGUGCUGGGCCCGCUCCCCGUGGGCGCCUGGGCCUUCCUCGGCCUCACCGCCGCCGUCGCCACGCGCACGCUCCCCUUCGCCGCCGCCUUCUCCGCCUUCACCAACGAGGUCAUCUGGCUCAUCGUCAUCUCCUUCUUCUUCGCGCGGGGCUUCGUCAAGACCGGCCUCGGCGACCGCAUCGCCACAUACUUCAUCAAGUGGCUCGGGAGCAGCACCCUCGGGCUGUCCUACGGGCUCACCAUCAGCGAGGCGUGCAUCGCGCCCGCCAUGCCCAGCACCACCGCCAGGGCCGGGGGCGUGUUCCUGCCCAUCAUCAAGUCGCUCUCCCUCUCGGCGGGCAGCAAGCCUAACGACCCCUCGUCGCGGAAGCUCGGGUCCUAUCUCGUGAUGACCCAAUUUCAGGCCGCUAGUAACUCGAGUGCCCUCUUCCUGACAGCUGCUGCACAAAAUCUGCUGUGCUUGAAGCUAGCAGAGGAGCUUGGUAUAAUAGUUGCUAAUCCAUGGGUAGCUUGGUUCAAGGCAGCUAGUUUGCCGGCUAUUGUAUCUCUACUAGCAACACCAUACUUGCUAUACAAAAUCUUCCCCCCUGAAAUAAAGGACACACCUGAAGCCCCAGCAUUAGCUGCAGAGAAGCUGAAGCGCAUGGGCCCAGUGACUAAGAAUGAAUGGGUAAUGAUUGGUACAAUGCUUCUUGCAGUCUCAUUAUGGGUUUUUGGGGAUGCUAUUGGUGUAUCUAGUGUUGUUGCUGCAAUGCUUGGGCUCUCUAUUCUUCUCCUGCUCGGUGUGCUAGACUGGGACGAUUGCUUGAGUGAAAAGUCAGCCUGGGAUACACUGUCCUGGUUUGCAGUUCUAGUUGCCAUGGCAGGGCAGCUCACAAACCUCGGAAUUGUGUCGUGGAUGUCAACUUCUGUCGCCAAGAUGCUUUCAUCUUUCUCUUUGAGCUGGCCUGCGGCUUUCGUUGUUCUCGAGGCCUCCUACUUCCUCAUCCACUAUCUAUUUGCGAGCCAAACUGGACAUGUUGGAGCCCUGUUCUCUGCGUUUCUGGCCAUGCAUUUGGCGGCCGGUGUUCCCGGCGUGCUGUCUGCGCUUGCUUUGGCGUUCAACACGAACUUGUUUGGCGCGCUCACUCACUAUAGCAGUGGGCAAGCUGCGGUGUACUUUGGAGCGGGGUAUCUGGAGCUUCCGGAUAUAUUCAAGCUGGGCUUCGUAACAGCCUUGAUCAACGCUUUGAUAUGGGGAGUUGUUGGAACCUUUUGGUGGAAAUUCCUGGGGCUAUAUUGACAGUUAAGGAACUGUAAGUUGACCGAAGCUCUGCUGAGCUCAUUGAAGUAUGGUUAUGGUGCUAUAAUUCGAUGGUGGUCUGUUCCUUUUAUCCUCUUCUUCCUUUGGGUGCUUGUGGUGAUCUUUCGAUGAUAGGGUAAUGGCAGAUAAUCUGUCUUGGGCCUGCCUUUGUCAUUUCCGUCUCUGUCUUGUACAGCACCCGUUUCCUCUCUUUGGAAAUGUAAGUUAGAGCCGGAACAGUUUGACGCUGAAAUAGGUUAAUCUUGUUACAGUGUUGUUUAUCGCUGGAGUGUUAAUCUAUUGCUGAACUCUGGCAUUGUUUUA
This is a messenger RNA of Lolium rigidum, 2018 nucleotides long. Its product is annotated as dicarboxylate transporter 2.1, chloroplastic-like. The record is from RefSeq and is a predicted model, not a curated record. NCBI's taxonomy places the organism in Eukaryota, Viridiplantae, Streptophyta, Magnoliopsida, Poales, Poaceae. Gene Ontology annotation, cellular component: membrane. Gene Ontology annotation, molecular function: transmembrane transporter activity. The coding region runs from base 45 to 1694 and encodes 549 amino acids. Gene Ontology annotation, biological process: transmembrane transport. The transcript has 4 exons.